GAUUCACCAGCCAAAUUUCAGUGGCUUGUAAUUGCUGAGACCAAAUACGAACACCCCUAUAUGGUUCUCUGCAGAUGGAAAUAAAUGUUAAUUUUAACCUCUUUAUAUUAAAUGAUUCUGUUUAAACUCUUACAUGUUUAGCCUUUAGAGCACAACUGUCCCAGAAAUGUAUCACUAUUGAUAGAUCUGCAAUUGUUUUUCAUAGCAUCAUGGAUAAAAAAUAAUAAUAAAUGAGCACAAGCGAGUGUGUGUCUGUAAAUAUGAUGCUAGAAUAAAUAUAAUAGUAAAAAGUAUGAAAAACAUAAUGAGGAAACACUAAAAAAUUCUUCCAGAUGUUCUUUUUUUUGUAAAUGUGUCUAAAAUUCCUGAGCAUUCUGCAUUUGGCGUCUGCCUCAUAAUCCUCCCUGUUGUUAAGACAUCAAAUCCUGCCAUUCUUCUUUGGCUGUCCUCCUAAGGGACACAAUGACUGGAUCAAAGGGGGUGUUUAGGUCUUGAUUUAUGAGAGCUUGUGGAAUCUGAGAGAGAGAGAGAGAGACACCACUCUCUCAGGAGGCAGCACUCAAGUCACUUAACUUCCAGGUCUGACAGGACUCACGUUUCUUCGUUGACUAUAAUAUUAUGGAUCUAGGCAUGGGAAGCGAGAAGACAAGCUCAGAGAUACAAUAUGGAUCCGGCUUCCAGUCCAACCGCAGCGGGCAGACUGUCACAUAUCUGGGGAAGUUUGCCUUUGACACUCCUCCUUCAGGUGGCAUCAGUGGUUCUGGCUGGUGCCCCGACAACAACAUUAUAAGUCUCGUCAGUGCGGGCAUCUUGGGCGUCUCUCCAUCACCCAGCACGGUAACGACACAGACACCAUCCUCUGCAGCAAACAUGGGCGGACAGACAUCAGACAUGGAGCAGGUAUAUGGUCCUCCGCUGCCUGCCUAUUCCACCUGCAGUGACCUGUACCAGGAUCAAGUCUCCUUCCACCACAGCCCCGCCACCAGCACGGCUCUUGCCUACCCUGGAAAUGAAUAUCACUCCACAUCCAAAGCCCCCAUGGAUGGCAGCCUUUUUUCCAUGAUCCCUGACUACAACCUUUUUCAUCAUCAGGGAGAGGUUGGUGUCAUGGAGCAUAAGCCCUUCCAGACCAUGGACCCCAUCAGAGUCAACCCUCCACCCAUCACACCCCUGGAAACCAUCAGAGCAUUCAAAGACAAGCAGCAAAUCCACCCAGGAUUCAUUGGUGGGCAGCAGCACCCGCCUCAGCAUCACCCGCCGCCUCAGACUCUCACCCUCAAACCUAUCCGUCCCAGGAAGUACCCCAACCGCCCAAGCAAAACUCCUGUCCACGAACGGCCACACGCCUGUCCUGCUGAGAACUGUGACAGACGUUUCUCGCGCUCAGACGAGCUCACACGUCACCUCCGCAUCCACACUGGUCACAAGCCCUUCCAGUGCCGAAUAUGCAUGAGGUCCUUCAGCCGGAGUGACCACCUGACCACACACAUCCGCACACACACGGGUGAGAAACCCUUCUCCUGUGAGUUUUGUGGACGCAAGUUCGCCAGGAGUGACGAGCGAAAGAGACAUGCAAAGGUUCACCUGAAACAGAAGGACAAGAAGCAGGCGGACAAGAGCAGUGGUGUGGCUGGGAGCCACAGCUCGCCACCCAGCUCCUGCGGUGGCCCAGCGGUGGGAGCAUCAUGACCAUCACUACAUGCACAUGGACUAGACCCUAGCCAGAGACCAUACAGAGACUUAGGAAGAAAGGAUCACAUUCACUAUGAAAAAAAUAGGUGAUUCUCUUCUUUGUUUACACUCCGGCUCCUUUCAGUUCCUUCUAUUUUGAGAUGGACGUCUUUAGUGUAAGUCAGAGGGGAAGGGCUGCUUUCCUCUUGUUUUUUAAAAGCAAUUCAGAGCCUCAGUUACUGUAACAUAGUUUAGACAGAGAGAUGGACACUUCAGCACAUUCUGCCGCAGAGGUCUUUGUGUAUCACUAGGUUCUGAGGUGGAUGUGUCAUUUUACAGAAACUGUUUUCAUUGAAAGAAAGCCAGAAUGCAUGAGAGAGGCUGAAGCUGACAAAAAGAGCUCAGUGAGAAGGCGUUUUGUCUGGGGUGUAUGCAUUAAUUUUAUUAGGCUGUUUAAAAGUGCAAUUGGUUAUAUUUGUGUAUCGUCAUGAUUUUCUUAAUGAUGGCACGUGACUGUAUUUUUUUUGUUGUUAUUUUUGUUAAGGUGUGUUUUUUUAUAUUUGAAUGUUUCUUUCUUUUUGUUGUUUUCUAAGAAUUAUUUUUAAAGAAUGUGCCAAAUGUAUUGCAGUGAUGCAGCCAACAUUCCUUAUAUUUGUUUCUGACAUUUGCCUAACCCAAGAGUGGCAUCAGCUUAGCACAGCUGUGGAGACAAUGGAAAGAUCAGAUUCCACAUAGCAGAUUUAGAUAAACCUGCACAGUUUGUUUGAAUCAAGAUUUUUGCAGAAUAGGUCUUAUAAAGCAAAACCCAAUGUCUUGUCGUGUUACGUGCACAAACAUGUCUGCAGCAACUGAUGCCUUUGCCAAUACUUAUUUAUUUUUACUCACUGUGAGACAUCCUGUGUGUUGUUUUUCUCCUUUUUAAAUCUUGGUUUGCCAUUGUGUUACCAAAUGUACUUUCUGUUGCUCUUUUUUUUUUAUAAAUGCUCAAUAAUACUGUUUAUUUUUCAUGACUUCUGCAAUAUGCAAUUGAGUACAGACAUAUGCCACUAACCCGCAAAUCAACUUAACUUAGAGCACCGUUAUAGAUAAUGAACUAUUUAAUUAAAAAACACUGGGUUGCCAACAAGCAGUAUGUUAAAGAGAAGACGAAUAUGGGCCUCGGCAUGUCUUCUUAUUUUGUAACAUCUAAACUACCAAAAGAUGAGCAGAAAAUGGUAAGAGAAUAAAAAAAAGAUCCAUGUUUACAUAUUUCUAAUUCAGAGACUGGACUGCAAAUGUAUGUGUUCUUCUUUUUGUACAGUAUACAAAUAUGUAUGCAGGUAGCUACAGUAGAAGUUUCACUUUUUGUACUAAAAUGUCAAAUGCACCACAGUUCAGUGUUAAAUUGUGCAUAAAUGUGCAUUCCUUCAUGCACACUAUGUAAAUACAAACGUCUGCAUAAACAAGAACUCUCAAUUGACUGAAUGCUUGUGCGGAACAUGUCUUAAAGCUUUCAGUAAAACAAAAUAUUAUAUUGUCAAAAUGUUUAUAGAUCCCAGCAGUGGUGCCAAAUAUGUUGUUUUAUCUUCCACUCAAAGAAAAUUCACAAAGACAAAAAAUAAAAAGACAACACCAUCUAAAGGCUUUACAGUGGAGACCAGUUAAAAACAGCACUAAUGUGUUCUUUGAAUAAACUGCUAUUUGUUUUUUUUAUUUUGUGUAUGUCCAUUAAAUAAAUAUUGGUCAUUUUAAUUACCAAAGCCUCUCAGCUGUAUAAAAACACUGGUUAUUCGUAAGACGCUUCCCCAAAUGACUGAACCUAUUCAUAAACAAAAUACAUUACGGAUCAUGCAAAUAAUUCCCACUAAUGACUCCUCACUUACUUUCCUCAUUUUUACAGUGAGAGAAGGAGGCACUUGUUUUAUCUUUUAGCAACAUUUCGUGUAGGCUAUCGAUGGCUUCACUUGGAUCCAAGUAUAUUGUCAUUAUGUUAAUUAUUAUCACAACAAAAGCACAUUUACAUUUUUUUUAAAGUUUGUUUUACUGGAGAAACAGUUUUGCCUUACUUUUACAGAGCAAAAACAUUUAAGAUUGCAUUUUGGGCUGAGUGCCAGACAUUUGUUUUACAUUCCAAAGAAAACAAGUUUUACAAUUUUGCUUGACUGUGUUUUUAUAUACUUUUAUCACCUCAUUUGUAGUACUAUUUGAUGGGAAAAAGCUGCUUUAAAAAAUACUGCACCCAUCAGCACAAACAACUACUGGGCUAAAGGAGUUUAGGAACUGACUAAUGCAAAGGCCAAAGGAAAGGUUUAGACGAGCAGUGCCGCAUAGAAACCAGUACACGCUGUAAAAGAGCUCUGAAGGCCAUUCGGUCUCUUUCCUGAAACAGUUUUCACUGCUCUGCUUCCUGGCAAGUAUCCACUUAUUUUCCAAUUAAUUUGGCCUCAGCGGGUCCUUUCUAAACUCAUCUACAUGGUUAAAUGAGCAUGCCUCCUUGCACUUGUGUAAAAAGUUUAAAAGUUCUGACUGCCAAUAGCUGUAAUUCAAUAGGCUUGUGGCAUGGAAUCCUGUAGUCCCAUCGCAUUGUUUGGGCAAUGACAAAUUCAAGUUCUGCUCCAGCAACUGAAAUACAAAACCUGAAUAACCCCAAAAUUGAUUUUGCAGACUGAACUAUUAAACUAACUUUCAAAUCUCCAGUAUCAAAUAAUGAGUUCAACAGCUAAUUUGUUUCACUAUACAAUUGUCAUGGACCAGGUUGAAAUUGGCAAUAAGCAAUACCCUUAUAUGGAUCAGAAGGAAAAGAAUAGAUACAACAUGAAAGAUAAUAAGAAAACUACAGCCUGUAAUUAUUUCUAGACUUAUUAGAUGUUAUAAGUACAUACUGUGGAUCAUUUAGACCUUAUUUUACCAAAAGUUUUUCUCUCCAGGAAGAGAACAUUAUGUUCCUGUUGCUCUGUGUUGAAGAAUGAUGAUAAGUAAGGCGAGGAUAACAGCAAAAUAUUUCAACAUCCAAAUGAAGCCAUGUAAUUACAAGUUUAGAAAUGAUAUUUCCUCAACCUCACAGUGUCUGUUACGCUUUAUUUUUUAUGUUUUUGUAAAUUUUGUAAAAUUUAUAUUAUCCCUUGCCCCCAGCCCACCACUUGCUUCCUCAGUACUGUUUGUCUGUUAUAUUAUAGCACAGGGUGCAAAACCGUCUUCUGAAUACUAACUAUUGUAAUAUGUGGAUGCCAUAAGCAUUCAUGAUUGACCUGUUAAACUCCAAACAAACUCCUUAUAAUGUAUUUACUUUCCUCUAUGAAUUACUUAUCAUAUGUGCUCAAUAUUCUAUUGGCCAAAAGUAGGUGGCUGAAAGGUCCUCAGCUCCAUGUUGGAUUCGAGCCAACAUCGGCAGCCAUCAUUGCACUGAACUGGGUUGCAGGGUUGGCUGAUCAAAAACAAUACAUGGUGGGAACUCCACAGGAGCAACAAAUCAUAAACGUGACCCUCGUCUGUUUGCAGCUGAAGGCAGCCUUGUGCUAAUGUUUCUGCAUAACGGUUUGAUUCAGAUUUCACGAAAUCGGCCCUGUGCAAGGCACUGAGCCUUGGCUCACUUAUGGCAAUUCAUGGUCAUCAAUUUUUUUUAAAACAAAACAGAAAAAAAACCUAGUCAUGACUUCAGCAACAUGUAGAUAUUAUUCUAAGCAACUCAUGUCAUCUUAUGGACUACAGGGUGGCGUCAGGGAUUCAGCAGUGACGCUGGUGUUAAAACAGAGUCGAUGCUCACUGUUUUCUGUUGUGCUGUGUUUCCUUUCAUUAACAGAAUAUCCUCACGUUUGCAUGUGCACGGAAAGUGCCACCCACACUUUCUGGUGGUGGUACUCCCUUUUUUUUUAUUAUGCAUGAAAAAAGUCACAUGGGUGAAAAGGAACAAACCUAACAACAAUGCAAGAUGGAUAACUGGAAACACACAUUGGGAUAACUGUUCUGUUGGCUUUUUUGUUAAAGAAAAGGGGUCUUGUUCAAAGUGUUGUGGAUGUCUUUUGCCUAUUUAAUGUUUUAUUACCUUAUAAUAAGGUCAUUUUAUGCUGAGCUGAAUAUUUAAAUUAAUUUUACUAUAUCUUUGUGAUAGGGAGAUGUGCUCCCCUGUUUACCUGGCACUUCAGUUUGUUGUAAUGCAAAUGUUUUGUUAUUUCUAUGUAAGUACUUGAAUAAAGAAAUAUAUAACUUUC
This is a messenger RNA of Girardinichthys multiradiatus, 5858 nucleotides long. RefSeq names its product early growth response 3 (gene egr3). The transcript is spliced from 2 exons. NCBI's taxonomy places the organism in Eukaryota, Metazoa, Chordata, Actinopteri, Cyprinodontiformes, Goodeidae. Gene Ontology annotation, biological process: regulation of transcription by RNA polymerase II. The coding region runs from base 619 to 1689 and encodes 356 amino acids. The record is from RefSeq and is a predicted model, not a curated record. Gene Ontology annotation, molecular function: RNA polymerase II cis-regulatory region sequence-specific DNA binding; DNA-binding transcription factor activity, RNA polymerase II-specific.